This is a messenger RNA of Aphanomyces invadans, 1125 nucleotides long. RefSeq lists its product as hypothetical. The coding region runs from base 17 to 1090 and encodes 357 amino acids. NCBI's taxonomy places the organism in Eukaryota, Oomycota, Saprolegniomycetes, Saprolegniales, Verrucalvaceae. Gene Ontology annotation, biological process: protein dephosphorylation. The record is from RefSeq and is a predicted model, not a curated record. The transcript has 4 exons. Gene Ontology annotation, molecular function: protein serine/threonine phosphatase activity.
GCCGACAACAGAGACGAUGCCGACGCUUCCGUACGGAAUUGCGACGGAGAAAGGUCCGAAGCAGUCCCAGGAGGAUGCGUACUACAUCGGGGCAUUCCGUGGGGACAGGUUGACGUUGAACGGGUUCACUGAGUCAUCGUCGUCGGCGCCGACACCUGACGCAGACGAAGAAUUCGAAGGGUGUUUUGGUGUAUUUGACGGCCACGGAGGAGACCGCGCGUCCAGGUAUUGCGCAGAAUUUGCCUUCCAGAAGAUCCGUGCGAAUCUUGCCGCGUGUCGGCGGACGAGAAAGCAUGGCGCAAACGAUGAUGUGGUGCUACCUGCUGUGCUUCGGCAAUCCAUCCUUGCUCUUGAUGCAGAAUUCUGCGAGCGGUCCGGUGCCCAGCUCCGUUUUGGGAAAGCUUCGGGAAACUCCAACUACCCCCUCUGUGGCAUUGAAGACGGGUCGACUCUUGUGCUGGCCAUGAUUCGGAACCACAAGCUAUAUAUCGUCAAUGUCGGUGACUCCCGCGCCGUUCUCUGCCGCGUCACUUCAUCUGGAGCAUACACCGCGACACCACUCACGACUGACCACAAGCCCGACCUCCCCACCGAACGCGCCCGCAUCGAGGCGAAUGGCGGCCACGUCACGGGGCUAUUGUGCGGCAGGAAGCCUCCCAGCUUUGCGCUGCAUCAUUGGCCGUUCAACUGCAUCGUGGAUGUGCCUCGAGUGGAUGGCAUCCUGAGCAUGACACGUGCGAUGGGGGACGUCACGAUGAAGCCGCCUCUCACGGCCGAGCCGGACGUUGUGGUGCACGCUUUAGACAGCCGCACCGACAAGUUUUUGAUUUUGGCCACCGACGGGCUGUGGGAUGUCGUCACCAACCACAAAGCCGCCAAGGUCGCGUUGAGCUGCCCAUGCGCCCAAGCUGCCGCCGCCGCCCUGUGCAAGCUCGCCAUGCGCCGAAACACGGCCGACAACGUUACUGUGCUUGUCGUCGACUUGGCUAGGUACACGCAACCAGCGCCGCCCGAUGACCCUGGCACCGCACGACAAAGCGAAGAGCGACCUCACGUAGCGCCAAUUCGCCCCGGACGACCUUCUAUUUAACACGAUGAAUCUACACACGUACAUUCACCGCUGCA